UGGUAGUGGCUUUGGGUGAAGAGCUUGGUGAGGCUGCGGUGGAGAGAGAUGUAGGGAUGGUGGUGAUGAGGGGUUGUGUAUGGGAUUAGUGCAGAGUUAAGGAUUGAGGAAGAGGGAGUCACUGGGAAUGGUUUAUGUCAGGAAUGGUUAUUUUAGUGGUAGUGGGAAUGGGGAUGAGGGUUGGUAAUAUUGGAAGGAUGAGCUUUGUGAAAUGGGAGUGAUAGAAGUUAAAAUUUUGAUGUGAAGGAAGGGUACAAAUUAUUGUUGGUUAUACCUUGUAUUAUUGGUGCAGUAGGAAUUCUAUGGUUCUAUAUUGCUUUCAAAUAUAUUCCCCUAAGCUUGGCUACUCUGAUUUUUAAUAUCCAUCCUUUCUUGACUGAUAUACUUUCAUAUAUUAUGCUGAAAGAAGCCAUUACUAAGCUGAAAGUAAUUGUUGUAGUUGGUGCAUUUAUUUGAGUGUUCAUCUUAACUUUACACAAGAAUGGUCAUUAUUAACAAGGCAAAUUUUAUACACUAGGAUUUAUCUUAGUAUCUUUCACCUGCUUAACAGCAACUCUGGUAGCAAUAUUAUUGAGAGUUCUUAAUAAAGAAAUACAUUACAUGCUGACUCCGUUCUGGUUUAUUAUAGCAAUGCUAGUAAUCGCCCUUUAAGCUCUUUGUGUGUAUCAGUCAACUGAUCAUUUUGAAAGUUAUACUUAUGUUGACCUUGAAUUUUCUGAUUUUCUGGGCUGUUUAUUUAUGAAGGACAAGUUUUCAAAUCUCUUGCAUUCAAGUAUUCAAAUGCUUCUCUUUUGUCUCCAUUACAGUAUUUUGAUCUCAUCUAUCUCCUAGAAAGUUAUAUUUUGAUCUUUGAUGUUAAACAAAUCUAACAGAUGGGGCUUGAGGAGCUCUAAUUUUGAUCUCACUGUUUGCUCCAAUAGCUCAAGCAAUUUACCAAUAAUACUUUGACCCUUAACUACUUAUUUCAGGACAAAUUGAGAGUGACUCUUGAGCUAAAGUCUAUCCAUUAUAUUCA
Molecule: messenger RNA, 1015 nt
Organism: Moneuplotes crassus
Lineage: Eukaryota; Ciliophora; Spirotrichea; Euplotida; Euplotidae
Source: the annotation of a GenBank genome assembly